Messenger RNA from Cooperia oncophora, 294 nucleotides. The record is from the annotation of a GenBank genome assembly. NCBI's taxonomy places the organism in Eukaryota, Metazoa, Nematoda, Chromadorea, Rhabditida, Trichostrongylidae.
GUUUUAAUCUACGAAAUAUUCGCUGUGAAAGAGCCAUACGAAGGACUUUCAAACACCGAGGCGAAAGCAUGUAUUACCGAAGGAAACACGCUCGACUUCCCUGGACAUAUGAUGAAUAAGCUGGCGGAGGUGAUUAAAGAGAAGAUGUGGGCUUUCGACCCUGAGAAAAGGGCUACAAUGCGUCAGAUUAUGCUGUGGAUGCAAGCCUAUACCGGCAUGGAAUUGCAGCUGGUAGCCGGUGAGAAUUGUGUAACAGCAACAGUUCAUCAGAACAUGGACGCACUUCAUUACUAA